Molecule: messenger RNA, 2301 nt
Organism: Mugil cephalus (flathead mullet)
Lineage: Eukaryota; Metazoa; Chordata; Actinopteri; Mugiliformes; Mugilidae
Product: D(4) dopamine receptor-like
Exons: 4
Coding region: 560-1726 (388 amino acids)
Biological process (GO): adenylate cyclase-activating adrenergic receptor signaling pathway; adenylate cyclase-inhibiting dopamine receptor signaling pathway
Cellular component (GO): plasma membrane
Molecular function (GO): G protein-coupled receptor activity; dopamine neurotransmitter receptor activity, coupled via Gi/Go
Source: RefSeq, a predicted model, not a curated record
GGCUGAAGGACACCGUAAAGCGCAGCUCCUAAGCGGCUUUAAUUGGCUAAUUUGGCCCGGUGGCCUUUUUGCAGGCUGCAGGUAAACUUCUACAGGAGCUGUGAACUAGCCCCAGAUAUUUAUCGCUGUCCGGGUGGUCCUCAUAGUGUUUAACAGAGAAAAUGCGGGGUUUCUUAUGAACAUCUAAUGAUUUGAAGAUUUUAUUUGGAGCGUCUUUGGUCAAACUUAGACUGUUUUUAUUGAGACUUUUUCUCCAUAGACAAUGAUCUUUGCCCAAGGACGCGACUUUAUCUCAUAUUUUAGAUUUAGUUAUAUAUUAACUUUGUAAAUACCUGAAUAUUCUGACUCUUCUAUUUUACGCGGAGGAUUCUUGCGUAAAGUGCGCACCGGAGCGCGCUGGAGCUCCUCGGUAAAACCUGCUAGUCUGUGGUCGGUUCUCUGUGACAUCAAAUGAGACGACAAAGCGGGAGCCAGAGUCUGGCCAAGCCUUCAUGAGAGUCCGCUGGCCGCGCUGCUGUGCCUCGGACCGGUACGGACCGACGGUGGAGCCGCGGCGGAGAUGGCUGCCAACCUGAGCGCGGCGGCGGCGGCGGCGGCUGGGGAAGCGGUGGCGGAGGGCGCGACGGGGUACAACCUGCUGGCACUGCUGUUCGGGGUGCUACUUAUUGUGGUGAUCAUCUGCGGGAAUAUGCUGGUCUGUCUGAGCGUCUUCACCGAGAAGGCGCUGAAAACCACCACCAACUACUUCAUCGUCAGUCUCGCGGUGGCGGAUCUGAUGCUCGCGGUGCUCGUUCUGCCGCUCUUCGUCUACUCAGAGUUCCAUGAUGGUGUGUGGACCCUCAGCACCACCCUCUGUGAUGGCUUGAUGACCAUGGACGUGAUGCUGUGCACUGCCUCCAUCUUCAACCUCUGCGCCAUCAGCAUCGACAGGUUCAUCGCCGUGUUGAUCCCUCUCAACUACAACAGGAAACACGUGGACCUGCGGCAGACGGUGCUGCUUUCAGCCACAUGGAUCCUGGCAUUGGCCGUGGCCUCGCCCGUCAUUUUUGGAAUCAACAAUGUGCCGGGGCGUGACCCCAGUGAGUGUAAACUGGAGAACAACGACUAUGUUGUUUACUCGUCCGUGUGCUCCUUCUUCAUUCCCUGUCCCAUCAUGCUGCUGUUGUACUGCGGCAUGUUCCGUGGCCUGCGACGCUGGGAGGAGGCGCGCAAGGCCAAGCUGAAGAACAGCAUCCAGGCCUGCCGCAAGCUGCAGGAAGCCGCUGCCUCCCUGCCUCCACUGGCCUCCCUGCCACCGCCGUUGCCACCCAUCAUAGAGCGGGAAGCGACGGACUCUCCAGAUGAGCCGUCCACCGUCCGAUCCCCCGACCAACCCUUUCAAUCAUCGGACUACAAGAACUGCCCAGUGCCAACAGUGAGCUUUGCUGAGAUCAAGUUCAAUCCUGAGCCUCGCAGACGGAAGAGAGCCAAAAUCAACAGCCGGGAGAGGAAGGCUAUGAAGGUGCUUCCUGUGGUUGUGGGUGCCUUCCUCUUUUGCUGGACUCCCUUCUUUGUCCUCCACACAAUGCGAGCUCGCUGUCAGGACUGCCACGUUCCUCCUGCCCUGAUGAGCAUAGUUACGUGGCUGGGCUACGUCAACAGCGCUCUCAACCCCGUCAUCUACACCGUCUUCAACACCGAGUUCAGGAACUUCUUCAAAAAGUUCCUGCACCGCUGCUGCCACUAGAGCACCCCGGAGACGCCGCUGCUGCUUGGACGAUUUUUAAACGCACAAAUGCUGCAAGGCACGCCUGAUUGUCGACUGGCCAUCUUUAGUCCGUGUACAACGCCAUGGUUUCCUUCCUCUGUGAGGUUUUUUAUUUUUCUACAUUUAACGACAGCAAAGUUUGUUUGAGCUUCAUGUUUCCUGGUAAAGACGCUUCAGUCUGAGGAACAAACAGUCCAGAGAACCUGCAACACCUCCACACCACACAGUUUUAUAUGUUGAAGUUCAUCUUUUCAGAAUAAAAGUUUUGAUUAAAAAUGCUGAUUGCAAUGUGUGUGUUUGUGGAGUGAUAAAAACAGUAACUGUUCAGCACUGUGUGAACUUGUUUGGUGAGUUGAAGUCCCACACUACAGCUUUGACGAUUUGUUGGCCUGUAGCUUACAAAUUUCAUUGAAUUGGCUAAAACAUGUAAUUACACACCUGUAAUUACUAGUGUAAAAUGAACGGACUGGAAUCCAUUCAUUAAGAAAGUCAUUAAACAGCAGAUUAAACACAUUUAACCAGGGCUGGUGACCUCAAUUUCUUUCGGUGUUCAG